UCACGCAGGGCCACGUCUGCGGGUUCCGAGAGCUUCAGUCAGGUUGGAGGCGCCGCGCGGGGAAGCGGCUGGGCUAAGUGGAGGUGAGGGGGCGUCUCCAGGCAGAGUUUUGUAGACAUGGAUUUACAUGCGAUUGCAGAAUACUCCGCAUUACACGCCAAGCCCAGUGGACUCAUUCUUCAAUAUGGGACUGCUGGCUUUCGAACGAAAGCAGAACAUCUUGAUCAUGUCAUGUUUCGCAUGGGAUUAUUAGCUGUCCUGAGGUCAAAACAGACAAAAUCUACGAUAGGAGUCAUGGUAACAGCAUCACAUAAUCCUGAGGAAGACAAUGGGGUAAAGUUGGUUGAUCCUUUGGGUGAAAUGUUGGCACCAUCCUGGGAGGAACAUGCUACCUGUUUGGCAAAUGCUGAGGAACAAGAUAUGCCAAGAGUGUUGAUGGACAUCAGUGUGAAAGCAGCUGUGAAUCUGCAACAAGAUGCCUUUGUAGUGAUUGGCAGAGAUACCAGGCCCUCCAGUGAGAAACUUUCACAGUCUGUAAUAGAUGGCGUGACUGUUUUAGAAGGUCAAUUCCAUGAUUAUGGCUUGGUAACAACACCCCAGCUACACUACAUGGUGUACUGUCGCAAUACCAGUGGCCAAUAUGGGGAGGCAACUGUCGAAGGUUACUACCAGAAACUCUCUAAGGCCUUUAUGGAACUUACCAAACAGGCUUUGUGCAGCGAAGAUGAAUAUAGAUCACUUAAGGUCGACUGUGCAAAUGGCAUAGGGGCCCUGAAGCUGAAAGAAAUGGAACACUACAUUUCCCAGGGGCUGUCAGUUCAGCUCUUCAAUGAUGGCACCAAAGGGAAACUCAAUCACUUAUGUGGGGCUGACUUUGUCAAAAGCCAUCAGAAACCUCCACAGGGAAUGGAAAUGAAGUCUAAUGAAAGAUGCUGUUCUUUUGAUGGAGAUGCAGACAGAAUUGUUUACUACUACCUCGAUGUAGAUGGUCACUUUCAUCUCAUAGAUGGAGACAAGAUAGCAACACUGAUUAGCAGUUUCCUUAAAGAGCUCCUGUUGGAGAUUGGAGAAAGUUUGAAUAUUGGUGUUGUACAAACUGCGUAUGCAAAUGGAAGUUCAACACGGUAUCUUGAAGAAGUUAUGAAGGUACCUGUCUGUUGCACUAAAACUGGUGUCAAACAUUUGCACCACAAGGCUCAAGAGUUUGACAUUGGAGUUUAUUUUGAAGCAAAUGGGCAUGGCACAGUACUGUUUAGUAAAGCUGCCGAAACAAAGAUAAGACAACUAGCAAAAGAAUUAGAAGAUGAGAAAAGGAAAGCUGCUGCUAAGAUGCUUGAAAACGUUAUUGACUUGUUUAACCAGACGGCUGGUGAUGCUAUUUCUGACAUGCUGGUGAUUGAGGCAAUCUUGACUCUGAAGGACUUGACUAUACAACAGUGGGAUGCUCUUUAUACGGAUCUUCCAAACAGACAGCUCAAAGUUAAGGUUGCAGACAGGCAAGUUAUUAGCACCACUGAUGCUGAAAGACGAGUAGUUACACCUUCAGGACUACAGGAGGCAAUCAAUGACCUGGUGAAGAAGUACAAGCUUUCCCGCGCUUUUGUCCGGCCUUCUGGUACAGAAGAUAUAGUCCGAGUAUAUGCAGAAGCAGACUCGCAGGAAAAUGCGGAUAGCCUUGCACGUGCAGUGAGCUUGGCAGUAUUUGAGCUGGCUGGAGGAGUUGGAGAAACACCCUAACCAGGUUUCUGAAGAUAAUUUUUGUAUUCAUGACAAACUCGAUUUUUAAAAAGUUUUUACAAAAUAAUAGUACUGCCAUUAUUGUGACAGGUUGAGACACAUUUGUAAUCAUGUUUACGAUGCACUUUACUAGACUGUUCCUAGAUCUGAUUUUCUUAAACACUACCACAGUUAUUUAGAAAUAGACUGAGACUUAAAUCGAAUUUCAGUUUCACUAAUGUAAAGUGCUGGGGGCUUGAUCAAUGACUUUAUAAUUCAUGAAGGCUGCUGGAAAAUUAAACCUUAUUACCAACUC
Messenger RNA from Hyaena hyaena (striped hyena), 2032 nucleotides. RefSeq names its product phosphoglucomutase 3 (gene PGM3). The coding region runs from base 118 to 1737 and encodes 539 amino acids. The transcript is spliced from 13 exons. Lineage: Eukaryota; Metazoa; Chordata; Mammalia; Carnivora; Hyaenidae. Gene Ontology annotation, biological process: carbohydrate metabolic process; UDP-N-acetylglucosamine biosynthetic process; hemopoiesis. Gene Ontology annotation, molecular function: phosphoacetylglucosamine mutase activity; magnesium ion binding. The record is from RefSeq and is a predicted model, not a curated record.